AUGGACUCAGACCCCAACUCAAGCACAAAGGCCCUGGCCCAAGAAUUUUACACAUCAUUCCAGUCCUCCCGCUUUAAAAUCACUGAGCAACUCGACGGUCUGCUCAAGUCGAAGCCUACGGCUGAUGCGCUGCAACCAGUCUCUCAAGAGAUCGCUCAACUACGGAAGAGACUAGUCGAUGGUACUGACCUUCUUCCGGCCUACGAUCAAAGACAAUGCGAGGCCCAAAUGACGGCUCUAGAGACUCAUCUUGAAAGCAUCCGGUCUUCUGCUACAGCCAAACCAAAAUUUUCCUUUCAACGCAAGACGAACAAAUCUUCUUCCUCUGUUGUAGGCAAUACAAUAAAAUCGGGCACACCUGCGCCACGUGUACCGGCCACAGAGCCAGCCUCGACGUUUUACACUCUUCAAAAGCAUGCUCAUCGGUACCUCACCUCCGCAUCUCUUCCACCCCCAACACCAGGCCAGCCACAGUCGGACUUAACCAUAUCGGAUCUGGACCAUUGCAUCGUCAAUCUGUGCUCGUCAACCGCUCAGUAUCAGUUAGAUUCGGAACAGCCCUGGUCGCAUGCCUUGACGGCCUUGCAUAUUUGGAACCUUCGUUCAACAAUUGUGUUGUUGCCAAAUAUAUCGGGUAGUGUACUGCUCCAUGAUCUCGAGGGGUGUAUUAUUUUUCGAAUGCAUACUUCCAAGGAUGUCGCUGUAUACCUGAACAUACCCUCAAGUCCCAUCAUAGAACAUUGCUCACAGAUUUUGUUUUCUGAGUAUCCUUCCUUCAUCGAUCCGUCAUUGUCUUUGGAAGAGGUGUCUCGAAGUAAUCAUGUGAACGUCCUCGACUUUUCGCAUAUCAUCACUACGACCCCAUCACCAAACUGGUCACUUAUCCCCGAAUCAAAGCAGAUCAGCAAAGAUGGCUGGGCUGGAUUGAUGACGUUCGGUGGCGGCGAGGGAAACAUCGACGAGAUGUUGAGCAGAUAUGACAUCAAGAAUUGA
This is a messenger RNA of Stereum hirsutum FP-91666 SS1, 993 nucleotides long. RefSeq lists its product as uncharacterized. Lineage: Eukaryota; Fungi; Basidiomycota; Agaricomycetes; Russulales; Stereaceae. Gene Ontology annotation, biological process: post-chaperonin tubulin folding pathway; tubulin complex assembly. The transcript is spliced from 5 exons. The record is from RefSeq and is a predicted model, not a curated record. Gene Ontology annotation, molecular function: tubulin binding. Bases 1 to 993 code for a protein of 330 amino acids. Gene Ontology annotation, cellular component: cytoplasm.